CCGGGUCGAAGGGUUUGCUUCCGGAGAGCGGGAAGGCUGAAACGUGCUGGCCGGGUUGCAAUCGAGUUUGCAACGUUCUAGGUGGAGGAGGUCGCAGCUAUGGACAGGAGUAUCUUCGGGGAGAUGUCGUCCCCUGUGAUCCGGGAGGCAGAAGUGACACGGACUGCAAGAAAGCAAAGUGCUCAAAAAAGAGUCUUAAUUCAGUCUAACCAAGAUGAAAAUUUUGGUAACACUACACCAAGAAGCCAAAUGAUUCCUCGAACUCCAAGCUCAUUUCGACAACCUUUUACUCCACCAAACCGAAGCUUACUAAAACACCCGGAUAUUUCCUGCAUUCUUGGAACAGACGGGAGGUCGCCCCGGCACACACAGUCUUCUGGGUUCUUGGGAAAUCUGUCCAUGGUAACUAAUCUGGAUGACAGUAACUGGGCAACAGCAUUCUCAUCCCAGCGUUCAGGGUUCUACACAAACUUGGAGCCCCACAGUGUAACCGAGGACGUAAACCUAAGUGCCGUUAUGUUACGUGAAGACGACCCUGGAGAGGCUGCAUCCAUGAGUAUGUUCUCUGAUUUCCUGCAGUCUUUCUUGAAGCACUCUUCAACCACAGUUUUUGAUCUUGUAGAAGAGUAUGAAAAUAUCUGUGGUAGUCAGGUGAAUAUACUGAGUAAAAUAGUGAGCCGAGCAACCCCUGGACUGCAGAAGUUUUCAAAGACAGCCAGUAUGCUCUGGCUUCUUCAACAAGAGAUGGUCACAUGGAGGCUGCUUGCGUCUUUGUAUAGAGACAGAAUACAGUCUUCAUUAGAAGAGGAAAAUAUGUUUGCAGUUGCUGCUGUCAACGCCAGCGAGAAGACAGUUGUGGAAGCGCUGUUUCAGAGGGACUCACUGGUCCGACAGAGUCAGCUCGUGGUAGAUUGGCUAGAAAGUAUUGCCAAAGAUGAAAUUGGAGAAUUUUCUGAUAAUAUUGAGUUUUAUGCAAAAUCAGUAUAUUGGGAGAAUACCCUCCACACCUUAAAACAACGGCAGCUACUGUCUUACAUAGGAAGCGUCCGUCCUCUUGUCACUGAACUGGACCCUGAUGCUCCCAUUAGACAGAAAAUGCCACUUGAUGAUCUGGAUAGAGAAGAUGAAGUUAGGUUACUCAAGUACCUUUUCACUCUGAUCCGUGCUGGGAUGACAGAAGAGGCACAACGACUCUGUAAACGUUGUGGGCAAGCAUGGCGAGCUGCCACACUGGAAGGCUGGAAGCUGUAUCAUGACCCUAAUGUUAAUGGAAGCGGAACAGAACUAGAGCCUGUUGAAGGGAAUCCAUACAGACGAAUUUGGAAGAUUAGUUGCUGGAGAAUGGCAGAAGAUGAACUUUUUAAUAAAUAUGAAAGAGCAAUUUACGCCUCACUGAGCGGGAAUCUCAAGCAGCUUCUUCCUGUCUGUGACACCUGGGAGGACACAGUGUGGGCCUACUUCCGGGUGAUGGUGGACAGCCUGGUUGAACAGGAGAUUCGGACAUCAGUGGUGACGCUGGAUGAAACAGAAGAACUCCCUAGAGAGUACACGGAAGCGAAUUGGACCUUAGAAAAGGUUUUUGAAGAACUUCAAGCCACUGAUAAAAAGAGAGUUCUGGAAGAGAAUCAAGAACAUUACCAUAUAGUUCAGAAAUUCCUCAUCCUGGGAGACAUCGAUGGUUUGAUGGAUGAAUUCAGCAAAUGGCUUUCCAAGAGCAGAAGCAAUCUACCUGGACACCUGCUCCGAUUUAUGACGCACCUUAUUUUGUUUUUCCGCACCCUGGGACUGCAGACCAAAGAAGAAGUUUCCAUUGAAGUUUUAAAGACAUACAUACAGCUUUUAAUAAGUGAGAAGCAUACAAACCUCAUUGCAUUUUAUACCUGUCAUUUGCCUCAAGACCUUGCUGUUGCCCAGUAUGCAUUGUUUUUGGAAGGUGUUACAGAGUUUGAGCAGCGGCAUCAGUGCCUGGAACUGGCUAAAGAAGCAGAUUUGGAUGUUGCAACAAUAACAAAAACUGUAGUUGAGAAUAUUCGAAAGAAAGAUAAUGGUGAAUUUAGUCACCAUGACCUGGCUCCAUCCCUAGAUACUGGCACUACUGAGGAGGACCGUGUAAAGGUGGACGUGAUUGACUGGUUGGUGUUCGACCCAGCGCAGAGGGCAGAAGCACUGAAGCAGGGCAAUGCCAUCAUGAGGAAGUUCCUAGCAUCAAAAAAACAUGAAGCUGCAAAAGAAGUGUUUGUGAAAAUUCCUCAGGAUUCCAUUGCAGAAAUCUACAAUCAGUGGGAGGAGCAAGGCCUGGAAAGCCCACUUCCUGCUGAGGACGACAACGCUAUCCGAGAACAUUUGUGUAUCAGAGCCUAUCUGGAAGCCCAUGAAACCUUCAAUGAGUGGUUUAAGCAUAUGAAUUCAGCUCCACAAAAACCUACAUUGAUAUCUCAACCAACUUUUACAGAGAAAGUGGCUUUUGAACACAAAGAAAAGAAGUACGAAAUGGAUCAUAGUAUUUGGAAGGGACAUUUAGAUGCCCUAACUGCUGAUGUAAAGGAGAAAAUGUACAACGUCUUGUUGUUUGUUGACGGAGGGUGGAUGGUAGAUGUCAGAGAGGGUUCAAAUGGUCGUUCUCUGACCUUGGCAUGCAGACCCACAUGUGAGUACAGUCUGCACCAUGUGUGACCCGGUGCCCGUGGAGGCCAGAAGAUGGCACCUAAUCCUGACAGUAGAGUUAGAGAUGGAUGUGAGUAGCCAUGUGGGUGCUGGGUUCCAGCUCAGGUCUUUUGGGAAAGCAACACGUGCUUUCCCACUUUUUCUCCAUCUUAGCCACUGAGCCAUUCCUCCGGCCAGGUUUUUAAACAAUUAAAAAACAAGCCCACAACAGUAACAAAAACCAUACACACUAUCUUCUAAUGUUCUUUCUCUAAAUAAGAACAUCUACAGAUUCUUUUUUAUAUAAAGUUGGUAGUUAUAACUAAACCUCCCCGUGUUUUAAGCUUAAAAAUAAUACCUUGGAAGAGGAGUAAUUCAUUCUUGAAUAUACUUCACAUUCAGUAUGCUCACUCAGACUAACUAAAAUGUAAUUUUUUUAAAUUCUAGAUCUAAAAUUCAUUUGUUUCUAGUUGUUGAGUUAGUUAGGGCCUUACUAUAUAAUAGAAGCAUACCUUGAACUCACUGUGUGCCAGCUGCCCUGGAACUUGAAAUUCCCCUGACUGCUGGUGUGCAGAUACAUGCCACCAAACCUCAGUCUAAGCUUUGAUGUGUGUAUUCAACUUAGAAAUAGGUGAGUCUAAAACCAUGAGACAUAAAACAGCAGCAUCGCUCUGAGACACCCAUUUACAUGACUCGGCAUGUUCUUCCUUAAACACAGGAUUCCAGAGUAAGAAUGAGCUGCAAAAGUAUUAAAUAGUACAAACCAGUGUGUGUGACCCCAGCAUUUGGGGGGCUGAAGUAAGAGGAUUAGGAGUCACUGCAGCCUCAGCUGUCACUCCCCACAAGAGAAUUAAAUGCAGAAAGCAAACACAGUGGAUUUGUUGUGAAUCCAGAUGAAAAGAUCACUUUGAUAGCACACAUGCCUGGCAUGAUGGGGCCUCAGCAUAUCAGUAAAGGAAAAAGAAGUUUGCUUUUGGAAGUGGCUGGACAGGAUGCUAAGAGAUACAGGUGGGAUGUGGAGCCAAGGAAGCGGUGACUGAGAAGGAAGAGGCACUGAGGCCGGCGUCACUUCCUCUUCUUGGUAGUCUUUGUGCUGUCUUUUCUUCUGCCGUCCCUCAUAUCCUCCUGUAUAUAGUUUUCCAUUUUUUGAUUGUGUAAGAAAAUGAUCCAUUUCCUCUUCUUGCUUCCUUAUUGUCAGGUUGGUAUGUUCUCUCAAACCUUAGGACUGUCUGCAGACACAUACACCCCGCCUUUUCUCCUUCUGGAGAAACUACAUAUUUUCCCUUCUAACUUUUGCUGUAAUGGUAUUUAGUCUCAUUCCUUUGGUGUGUGACCAAAUGUCUAGUAAGAAACAGCUUAGAGGAGGGGGGGCUUGUUUGGGCUUGGAGUUUUGAGGGUACAGUCUUGGGCAUCAGGGGUAAGAGGCCAGUUGUAAGGAAGAAGUGUGGUCAGACCAUAAAACCUCAAGCCCUCGCCCACCCUAUUACCUACCUCAACAAGUCUCCACCUCCCUAAAGCUUCCAGAACAUUCCUAAACAGCUCUACCCUCUGGGGGCUCAAUGCUCAAACACAUGGAACUUAGGGGGACAUUUUACACUCAGACCACAACAGGUCUGAUCCUGAGACGUGACAGAAUGGUGACUCGGAGCCCUGCAUCUUGGAUUGUUGGGAUGUCGUUUUGAACGCUACUCAGUUCUGCAGGUUGUGUGUGCUGGGGUCCCCUCUGCCGGCCCUCACGUCACAGUUAUGCCUUUUCUUUGAGCAGCUUAGUUGCUACAUUGUCCUACCUCUCUAGCUUCUCUUUCCUGCCAGGAAGUGAAUAUUAACAGGGAAUGCUGCUACUGAUAACAGGAUUGUUAGGUCAAUUUCUGGGUUUUUGUUUAUUGUUUCAUGGUAUUAGGAUUGAGCGCAGGCCUCACACAUGCCAGCAUGCACAGUACCACUGAACUCAUCCUCAGCCAUCAGUGUACUGUUGGCAGAGGUUUCUGUCUCGCCCGGUCCCACAGCCAUUUGGUCCCAAAG
Microtus ochrogaster (prairie vole) is the source of this 4665-nucleotide messenger RNA. It is a transcript of the gene Nup107, whose product is annotated as nucleoporin 107. Gene Ontology annotation, biological process: post-transcriptional tethering of RNA polymerase II gene DNA at nuclear periphery; protein import into nucleus; mRNA export from nucleus. Gene Ontology annotation, molecular function: structural constituent of nuclear pore. The coding region runs from base 100 to 2673 and encodes 857 amino acids. The record is from RefSeq and is a predicted model, not a curated record. Gene Ontology annotation, cellular component: nuclear pore; nuclear pore outer ring. Lineage: Eukaryota; Metazoa; Chordata; Mammalia; Rodentia; Cricetidae. The transcript is spliced from 27 exons.